UAUUCGGUAUAGGAAUCCCAUUCAUCAACCACUUCUGCCUUUAUCUCGAUCACAGCCCGUCCAAUCUCGUGAUGAUCGCUUGGCACAGGGUAAGCACAGGGUAGGCACCCAUAACCGACCUCCACUUAGAAGACCUCCGAUAUCGCGACCAGACAAAUAAUUAUAAUAGCUCAAGAAGCAAGAACAGCAUCACUGAAACCGCAAAAAGAAGAAACAAAAAGUUCAAACAUCAUCAUGUCUGACGAACAGACCAGGCCUGAUCGCUUCAAGGAUCGCAAGGUGCCGGUCCCAGUGCCGGCUUACCUCCCCUCAGCUGGCUCCCCCCUUGCCGUCGACAAAGACGUCUACAGUUCCAUCCAGCAAGCCCCGCGCGUGCUGGUCAAUGAAUUCACGCUGCCCAUUCGGUCAGGUCGUGCGUGGGAGGCGCCGGCAGGGUCGAUCGUGAGGAUCACCACCCCUGAAGGUCCCCAGGUUGGUGAUCUCAAUGUCUGGAACUUGCACAACCCUUCGGAGCGUUUCUGGGCUUCACGGACUCGCCAACUGCACGCCUCGCAUCUGUCCACUUAUGAUCGUCUGUGGUCCACACUGCCUUACCUGCGCCCUCUCGUCACCAUUCUCUCGGACUCCCUUUCCUCCUAUGGAAAGGACAUCAACGGCGGUCGCGUGCACGAUCUACUUGGCACGCGAUGCGACCCCUAUGUCAACUCGGUCCUGAGCUCCGGAGCCCAGUACGACUUCCACUGCCACAGUAACCUUGUCCGGGCUGUUAUGCCGUGGGGCCUGCAGGAGAGGGAUGUCCACGAUGUCUUGAACAUCUUCCAGGUGACCGGUCUGGACAAGGAGGGCCGAUACUUUAUGAGCCCCUGCCCCGCGGAAAAGGGCGACUCGCUCGAGUUCCUGGCCGAGACCGAUGUCCUUAUGGCUUUGAGCACUUGCCCCGGCGGUGACCUGUCGCUUUGGGGCUUUGGGGCCGACAGCGAGGCUGAGAUGAUCAAGGUGUGCCGGCCUCUGCAUGUCCAGGUGUAUCAGCUGGAGGACAAGGACUUCCUCGCCAACCAGGGCUGGAAGCCGUCCGAGCCAGCACCAUACAGGGGCAUGCACGGCAUGAAGGUCCCCGAGGGCGAGAACAACCCCAGGACCGCAUCUCGAUAGUCACAGAAUCACAUGCGGAAAGACACACAUUGUGGAAUAGGCAUGUAGCCCCAUUUGUACAAUUGA
Molecule: messenger RNA, 1218 nt
Organism: Emericellopsis atlantica
Lineage: Eukaryota; Fungi; Ascomycota; Sordariomycetes; Hypocreales; Bionectriaceae
Exons: 2
Coding region: 235-1152 (305 amino acids)
Source: RefSeq, a predicted model, not a curated record